AUGGCUUUUCCGAAUCGAGGGGUAGUUUUAAUUCUGAUCUCUUUUCUCACAUAUCUUGCUGGUCUUGCCAUCGCCCAGGGAGGCCAUCAGUGCGGAACCAACGGAAACUAUACACAGACCAGUGCAUACGGAAAGAACCUCGAUGUUGCCUUAUCUAUUCUUAACGAAACAAAUGAAAAUGGUUUCUUUAUGUCGUCUUCACAUCAUUCAAAAGGCGAUGAGCCGAGCAGUGCUUAUGCUCUUGCACUAUGCAGGGGGGAUCUUAAUCAGGAUACCUGUCUCAAAUGUGUUGCCCAUGCUAUCAAUCAGCUAACAAAAGAUUGUCUCAAAAAAAAGAAAGCAACAGGAUGGUAUGAUGGUUGCAUACUAAGCUACUCUAAUAGCUCCUUGGUAGACAAUGUUGACGACAACAUGGAUGUUAAAUACUUUGAGCGCCUUGUAUAUUAUGGGAGUAGCCACCAUAAUAUAAUCAGCAGGGCUCCAUUCUAUCAGACAAUGAAGAAAUUAUUCCAUCAGUUGCGAAGUCAAGCAACAAGAGGUGGUUCCCAUAGAAAAUAUGCCUCCGGUAAUAUGAAUGUACCAGGUUCUGCGAAUACCAUUUAUGGUAUUAUGCAAUGUAGUCCAUUUAUAUCUCAGCAACAAUGUGGUGCGUGUUUAUCGAGUGCUACUGCAUAUCUACGGGUUCGUUUUAAUGGAAGUGCUGAUGGAAGAGUUUACUACCGAUACUCAUGUUUCUUAAGAUAUCAAACAUCUCCUUUCUAUAACCAAUCUUUAUCUGUAGUUCCACCUUCAACGCUGUCAACGCCUCAGCUUCGAGGAAAAAAAAGAAUAUCCCAUAAAAUCAUCAUCGGACCAGCCAUAGCAGCCACAGCAGGGAGUUUACGUUCACCCAUUGAGACGUCGAUUUACAUUCUUGGUGCAGGAGAAGAGCUGUUUGCCGUGUCAGACGAUGACACUGGAGAGAUGAUUUACUUUACACUAAGUGUAAUGCAUGUGGCCACAAACAACUUCUCACAUGCAAAUAAACUCGGAGAAGGUGGUUUUGGUCCUGUUUAUUCGGGAGAGCUGUCCGAUGGUAAAAAGAUAGCAGUGAAAAGGCUUUCCCAGAACUCAAGUCAAGGACUGCAAGAGUUCAAAACAGAAGUAAAACUAAUUGUAAAACUGCAGCACAAGAAUUUGGUGAGGCUUUUAGGUUGUUGUAUCAAAGGAAACGAAAGGCUCCUUGUGUACGAAUACAUGGCUAACAGUAGUCUCGACACCUACCUCUUUGAUUCAAGAAAAGCCAAGGAACUGUACUGGGCUAAGCGUGUGAAGAUAGUAAGCGGAAUAGCAAAGGGGCUACGAUAUCUUCACGAGGACUCUCGCCUCAAGAUCAUACAUAGAGACCUAAAAGCUAGCAACGUGCUAUUGGACGAGGAGAUGAACCCUAAGAUAUCAGAUUUUGGCACUGCUAGAAUAUUUGGAUUGAAUCAAAUCGAAGCUAAUACUGGUAGAGUUGUUGGAACCUACGGAUACAUGGCACCGGAGUAUGCAAUGGAAGGACUAUUCUCAAUCAAAUCCGAUGUGUAUAGUUUUGGUGUACUGCUGCUUGAAAUAAUUUCUGGCAAAAGGAACCACAGGUUGCUCCACCAUGAGCAUGAUCAAAACCUUCUCUCCUAUGCACGGAUGUUAUUGGAAGAAGGCAAUGGAGAGCAAUUGAUAGAUGGAAAUCUGAAGGAUGAUUGUCGAGUUAAUGAGGCUCUCAAAUGGAUGGACAUUGCUCUACUGUGCAUUCAAGAAGACCCUAGAGAUCGUCCCACUAUGUCAUCAGUUACUUUUAUGCUUGAAGGUGAACGGACAUCCCUUUCGAAGCCUAAACCUUCAAUGUCAUUUCCUAAAAUUAUCAUCUCUGAUCAUUCUUCAUCAAUGUCGAAAAGUGAUGAGGUUGGUUAUUUUUCAUCCGACCAAACCCUACAAGAUGAAGGUUACUAG
Cynara cardunculus var. scolymus (artichoke) is the source of this 1971-nucleotide messenger RNA. Its product is annotated as cysteine-rich receptor-like protein kinase 25. The record is from RefSeq and is a predicted model, not a curated record. Gene Ontology annotation, molecular function: ATP binding; protein kinase activity. Gene Ontology annotation, biological process: protein phosphorylation. The transcript is spliced from 7 exons. NCBI's taxonomy places the organism in Eukaryota, Viridiplantae, Streptophyta, Magnoliopsida, Asterales, Asteraceae. Bases 1 to 1971 code for a protein of 656 amino acids.